Molecule: messenger RNA, 195 nt
Organism: Ostertagia ostertagi
Lineage: Eukaryota; Metazoa; Nematoda; Chromadorea; Rhabditida; Trichostrongylidae
Source: the annotation of a GenBank genome assembly
GACUCAUUCUUGAUAGAGUAUCGGCAGAUAGAACCAGAGCAAAGCUACCCUGUUCUGGAAGUGCUCGAUAUUCCCGAUCAGAAAAAUCUUGAAGUUUACCUAGGUAAUCUCAAUCCAGGACGGGAUUAUGCUGUGCAAGUGGUAGGAGUGAAGUCGGGAUUGAAAAGUCGGGCGUGGUCAACGACGAUUUCCACU